AUGUCUGUCGAAACUAAACAACCAGCGUACACACUAGUUUUCGACCCUUCUACUGGUGGUGAGAGUUACACCGUCAGUGAAUUGCAAAAGGCCUUGGAGAAAGGUUCUGAAGAUGAGAAAGUUGCGGCCAUGAAGCAUAUCUUGGUAAUGAUGUUAGAUGGUAACCCAUUACCAGAAUUGUUGAUGCAUAUUAUCAGAUUUGUUAUGCCUUCCAAGAAUAAGAAAUUAAAGAAAUUGUUAUAUUUUUACUGGGAGAUUGUCCCAAAGAUGGAUGAAGAAGGUAAAUUAAGACACGAAAUGAUUUUAGUUUGUAAUGCUAUUCAACACGAUUUGCAACAUCCAAACGAAUAUAUUAGAGGUAAUACUUUGCGUUUCCUAACUAAGUUAAAUGAACCAGAACUGUUAGAACAAAUGGUCCCAUCUGUUUUAACAUGUUUAGAAUAUCGUCAUGCCUAUGUUCGUAAGUAUGCUAUCUUGGCUGUGCAAUCGAUCUACAAUGUUAGCGAGCAUUUGAUUCCUGAUGCUAAGGAUAUUGUCUAUAAAUUCCUAGAAGAUGAAAUGGACCCUAUCUGUAAGAGAAAUGCCUUUGUUGGUGUUGCUGAAUUGGAUCGUGAAUCUGCUUUGAAAUACUUGGAAGAAAAUAUUGUGAACAUUGAGAAGAUCGAUCCUUUGUUACAAUCUGUUUUUGUUGAAUUCAUUAGAAAAGAUGCAAACCUUACUCCAUCAUUAAAGGAUCAAUAUGUUGCUUUAUUAUUGGAAUUGUUGAACGCAACUACCUACGAUGAUGUUGUAUUGGAAACCGCACUAGCUCUAACCCUUCUUACCCCAAAUACUACCAUAUUGAAUGCAAGUGUAUCCAAGUUGACUGAUUUGGCUGACAGAGUUUCAGACAAUAACGUUAAAUUGAUUGUGUUGGAUAGAGUGCAAGAUAUCAACAACAACAACCCAGGGACCUUAGAAGAGAGAACUCUAGACAUUUUGCGUUUAUUGAACUCAGAAGAUUUAGAUGUUCGUUCAAAGGCUCUGGAUAUUUCUCUAGACUUGAUAUCUUCGAGAAAUGCAGAAGAUGUCAUUCAAUUAUUGAAGAAAGAAUUGCAAAUUACCGUUACCAACAACGAAAAAGAAAACGCCAUGAAGUAUAGACAGCUAUUAAUUAAGGCAAUUCGUUCCAUUGCUAUCAAAUUUUCUGAAAUGGCCGAAAGUGUGAUAUCUUUACUAUUGGAAUUUAUCAGUGAAUUGAACUCUGUUGCUACAUGUGGUGUCAUUUCUUUUGUGAAGGAUGUCAUUGAAAAAUACCCACAACAGAGAUCUGUCAUCCUAACCCAAUUGGUUAGUGCUUUAGAUAACAUUAAGUCUGCUAAAGCCUACCGUGGAGCUCUAUGGAUAUUGGGUGAAUAUUCGGAAUCUUCUUCAGAAAUCCAAGCAUCCUGGAAGCAUCUACGUACCAGUAUGGGUGAAGUUCCAAUCGUUCAAUCGGAGAUGAGAAAAUUAAACAAGAAUGACGAGGACAAUGGAGAAGAAACUAAAGAUGAAGAAGCUGCAAAACCGUCCGGUCCAGUUAUUCUUCCAGAUGGUACAUAUGCCACCGAAAGUGCAUUUGGUAAUGAAGAUAUUUCAAAGAAGGUGUCUAAUUCAGAAAAGGAAGAAAGACCACCAUUACGUCGUUUCAUAUUGGGCGGUGAUUUUUAUACAGCUGCAAUUCUGGCAUCAACUAUUGUAAAACUGGUCUUGAAGUUUGAUAAAGUAUCUAAGGACAAACAUGUUAUGAAUGCCUUGAAGUCUGAAGGUUUAUUAAUUUUGGUCAGUAUUAUCAGAGUUGGUCAGAGUUCAUUGGUCGAACGUAAAAUCGACGAAGACUCUGCGGAUAGAAUAAUGACUACUAUCUCUAUUCUAAUGGAUGAGAAUGAUCCAAAUGAAAAGUCUAGUGAAAGAAGUUUGUUGGAUCUUGCCUUCAUCGAAGCCACAAGGGAAUCUUUCAAAAACCAAUUAUCCCUAUCUAAGCGUGCUAAUCUGAGAAGAUCUGUUAAAGAUGUUGUCAAGAAUGCAGACACCAUUGAGACCGCUAUUUCUUUCAGACAAUUUGCUCACUCAAAUGUUGGUGCUAUUGAAAAGGAUACCGUUGAAGAAGAUUUGAAUCAAGCCAUUCAUGGUGAUGCUUCAGAUUUCGCUGCUAAACAAACAUCUUCCAGAUUAAAGAAGAUUGUCCCAUUGACUGGUUUCUCCGAUCCAGUAUAUGCUGAGGCUUAUAUUACAAACAAUCAAUUCGAUGUUGUAUUGGAAGUCUUGUUGGUUAAUCAAACUAAAGACACUUUAAAGAACCUACACGUUCAAUUUGCAACUCUUGGUGAUCUGAAGAUUAUUGAUAAUCCUCCAAGCACCAAUAUCGUUCCUCACGGUUUCCACAGAAUUACCAUUACCGUCAAGGUUUCUUCAGCAGAUACCGGUGUCAUUUUUGGUAACAUUAUAUACGAUGGUGGCCACGGUGAAGAUGCCAGAUAUGUUAUUUUAAAUGAUGUUCAUAUUGAUAUCAUGGACUAUAUCAAGCCAUCUGUUACUAGUGAUGAGCGUUUCCGUACGAUGUGGAAUGAAUUCGAAUGGGAAAACAAGAUUUCUGUAAAGUCUGAUCUUCCAUCUCUACAUGCAUACUUAGAAGAAUUGACUAAAGGUACAAACAUGGGUGUUUUGACACCACAAGAAUCAUUGGGUGAAGACGACUGUAGAUUCCUAAGUUGUAAUCUAUAUGCCAAAUCUUCCUUUGGGGAAGAUGCUUUAGCCAACUUAUGUAUCGAAUUGGAUAGCAACACACAUCAAGUCAUUGGUUACGUUAGAAUUCGUUCUAAAGGUCAAGGUCUGGCCCUUUCCUUAGGUGAUAGGGUUGCAUUGAUUGCUAAGCAAAGUAACAAGAUCGAAUUAAGUCGUAUUUAA
This is a messenger RNA of Maudiozyma barnettii, 2925 nucleotides long. It is a transcript of the gene SEC26, whose product is annotated as coatomer subunit beta. The record is from RefSeq and is a predicted model, not a curated record. Gene Ontology annotation, molecular function: structural molecule activity. Gene Ontology annotation, biological process: intracellular protein transport; intra-Golgi vesicle-mediated transport; endoplasmic reticulum to Golgi vesicle-mediated transport. Gene Ontology annotation, cellular component: COPI vesicle coat; cytoplasm. Bases 1 to 2925 code for a protein of 974 amino acids. The transcript has a single exon. NCBI's taxonomy places the organism in Eukaryota, Fungi, Ascomycota, Saccharomycetes, Saccharomycetales, Saccharomycetaceae.